AUGCCCCCGAGGAGCUCAAGACAAACCGGUGUCAGGGAACAUAAAGGGUGUGGUCUCCUUUCAGUUUCAAAGAUCAUUGAAGUCUCUGCACCAACAACAACAGUCUCUCAAGUAAAGAAGCUGAGCAUUUUAGAUCAAGACAUCAGAGAGAUCAAGCCAGAGGAGCUGAUCUACGACGUGCCCAAAGAGCCCUUCAUCAAAAAUGACAAUUCAGAGAUAUUCAAAGGAGAGUACAACAAAUUCACAGUGGCCAUCAAAAGAUACGCCUACUCAAGUGGCACAAGCCUGAGUCAGGUGAGAAGUGUCUUUAAAAAGGAAGUGGAGACUAUGAAACGCUUUGAGUCACCAAACAUCCUGCGAAUGUUUGGGAUCGUGUCCGGACCCAAUCCAAACUACCUCAUUGUCAUGGAGUUUUGUGAGAAGGGCAGUCUGAGAGCGGUUCUGGAUUCCCAAAGGAAGCUGCCCUGGGACAGAAAGGCUCGCUUGAGUCUGGAUGCAGCACAGGGCAUCUACAGAUUGCACCAGUCGGAGGAGAAGUUUAAAGUGCAUGGAUGUAUCAACAGCAGCAGGUUCCUGGUAGAUGCUGGGUACAGAGUGAAGCUGGCAUAUUUUGAGCUGGCCCAAACAGAGACGUCGCUGAAGAGGACUAAGGACAGGAAGAGGAGGUCCUUAUGCUACAGCUCCCCUCAGCAGCUUGAGAGUGUCAACCAUCCCUACAACAAAGCUUGUGAGAUGUACAGUUUUGGCGUUGUCCUUUGGGAGAUUGCAACCUGCAAGAUUCCCUUCAAAGACUGCUCACGCAAAGAAGUGUAUCAGAUGGUGUGUAAAGACAAAUAUACUGAACCUCUUCCUGAAGACUGCCCUCAACUGUUGGGGGAACUGAUCAACAACUGUCGCUCCUAUGACAGCUUCUACAGGCCGACAGCGGGAGUGUUGGUUGACAAACUGUGCAAUGUGGUGGAGCAGUUAGGGGAGGACUAACAAACACAGAGGUCCAUCUCCAGAGUUCUCAGAAACAUGGCCAGAGAAGAGAAAAACCAUGAACCACUAUCAUCCCCACUCCUCAGGUCAAAGGAAGACCAACCAAUCCCUUGCCAAAACCUUUGUUUCUGGCAAACCUCAAAUCAAAUCAAAUUUUAUUUGUCACAUACACAUGGUUAGCAGAUGUUAAUGCGAGUGUAGCGAAAUGCUUGUGCUUCUAGUUCCAACAAUGCAGUAAUAACCAACAAGUAAUCUAACUAACAAUUCCAAAACUACUGUCUUAUACACACAAGUGUAAGGGGAUAAAGAAUAUGUACAUAAAGAUAUAUGAAUGAGUGAUGGUACAGAACGACAUAGGCAAGAUACAGUAGAUGGUAUCGAGUACAGUAUAUACAUAUGAGAUGAGUAUGUAAACAAAGUGGCAUAGUUAAAGUGGCUAGUGAUACAUGUAUUACAUAAGGAUGCAGUCGAUGAUAUAGAGUACAGUAUAUACGUAUACAUAUGAGAUGAAUAAUGUAGGGUAUGUAAACAUUAUAUUAUUGCUGCAAAUUUGGCCAAUUUUUUGCAAAUUUGCAGCAAACUCAUAUUUCCAAGGGACAUUUUUUUGGUCAAACUGUUGCUGUACAUUUGCGGCAACGCGUGAACUUCUGGCAAAGAAUCUUGGGAAACUUGUGGUGAACAUUCUAUUGUAUGCUGCAAACUCAAUAUGAAUAUGUGAAAUUGGAUCAGGUUUUUGGUUGCUGUGUGUUGACACUGAAAUGUUGUAUCUACAUAAAACAAGUCACAUAACUUAAAAUGAACUUACUUCACAGAGAAAAAACAACAUACUAAAUAAAUGUAGUAAAUAUGCUAAACAUGUAUUCAGUGUCUUAAACAGAUACAAAUAAAUCCAACUUUAAAUCAUUAGCAUGGUAAUGACGAAAAGAGCAAAGACUGGACAUUUCUCAAAUAAAUACCUUCAAUGAAUUACA
Molecule: messenger RNA, 1952 nt
Organism: Oncorhynchus tshawytscha (Chinook salmon)
Lineage: Eukaryota; Metazoa; Chordata; Actinopteri; Salmoniformes; Salmonidae
Product: mixed lineage kinase domain-like protein
Biological process (GO): protein phosphorylation
Molecular function (GO): protein kinase activity; ATP binding
Source: RefSeq, a predicted model, not a curated record